UUGCUGCUGCUGGAGGCGGAAGUACGUCACGGCUAAGGGACUGAAUCAAAUCCUUUAGUUAAACUUUCACUUUCUUCUGGAAACACGUCGAGUAUGGCGACGUUUUUCGGCGAGGUGGUGUCGGUGUACUCCCGAGCUGUUGAGGACGACGACGAGGACCUUGACGAAAACGAAGAAGAUGAAGAAAUCCGCAGGGAGCUGGAGAAGAAGAGGGAUAUUCAUCUGCACUGGAGCCCCGACGUCUCAGAGUCACUGAGGUCUGGAAACAAGUUGCCGUGUUCAGACUUCAUCCUCGCCGUGGGACCCAACGCUGCCAGAUUCCUGUCAGUGUACGUUCUCGCCUCUCAGAGCUGGGACGCGGUCGGACACGCGUCCGUGUGGAACGAGAGGAGCCGAGCGGCGAGCGGCCAAACCGCCGAGGAGUCCGAGUGCGUUUUCUACCGACGCAAGGACGACCCGACAGUUUUGAUUUGCCAGGUGACUUGCUACGUUGCAGAAGACCAGCUUUUCCAGUGGACGGAAAAGGUGUUCGAGUGCCUGCAGCGGCGGGAGCUGAACGUGACGGUGCUGUCGGACGCCUCCGUGGCCGACUACAAGGCGGCCGACUAUCUGUGCGCCAGCUCCGCUCCCUUCCUGCGCUGUCUCCACACCAGCGCCUUCACCGACCGGCGCGUCUGCCAGUCGCUGGAGCAGCCCAACAUCGUCACUGGACUUCCAGCUGCAGUCCUGAACCACUGCCAGGUCCAUCGCAUCGCCGGCGUUGUUUACCAGUGUUACAGUGAUGUCAUCGGCCCCGACUCUGUCACCAUGGAGACCUAUAAGCUGGCACUGACCAAGCUUGGCAGAUCCGUACAGCUGGAACCGACUCCGAGCACAGACGUCCUCCGCAAACUUGUCAGAAUCACCGACAUUCAGAGUAAUCUCUACAUCUGAGAGUGUGCAUGUUGCACACUGUGAAUGCGGUUUAAUUCUUUGUUCAUGUGGUAAAAUAUUGUAAUUUUUAAUAAAAACCCUAAGUAAAAAAGUGGAGAAUCUCUUCCUUUGAAUCUGCCAUCUUUCAAAGUGAGGUGACUUAUAAUUCCCAUUAUUAUUAUAUUCAUUAUUAUUCAGAUACUGUUAUUAGUAUUUUUCAUUCCGUUGUUUUGUAUGGUGUCUAAUUAGUGUGUGAGCAGCAAAGUGCUAAAUAUUGUUUGGGUUAUUCAUACAUUUUAUUGAGUAAAACUCCCUGUGGGAAACGUAAGGAUCUCAUGGAUGGAUUGAAUGAUAGAUUUGAUAUCGAGCAGCAUCAGUACAGAGAUUUUGAAUCUUGAAUUCAAAUGAUAAAAGUAAAAAAUUAAAGUGUGAGGUACCAUAAAAAGUUUAUGUACAAUAUACGAUUACAUAACAAGAUAUGGGGUAAUGUAAGAGGCAUUUUUAAUGUACACAGUAUAUAAAGAUUUAAAAAAAUAUCCAGCAAAUGGGUCAGUCAAGCGUAAAUAUACAGUAUAUUCAUUAAAUAUGGAACAGAUGUAAGUGUGUGUCUGAUAUAAAGAAGUAUAUAUGAAAAACAUGUAUAAAAAUAUACAAUAUAUAGGAUUUUCUUUUUUUUAGCUCUAACUUUAAUCUCAGAAUGUCAUAAUACUGAGGAAAAAAAAGUCAAAAACAGAAAGUUGCUCUAAUCCUCUUCCAUACGUAACAACAAACAAAAAUUAAUUUAAUAUAGUCUAUAACUAUGGCCACAUGGUCAAAAACUGUUGCCUCCACCUUCAGCCACACAGGUAUCCACCAGGUGGGGUUAAAUCCAUCUAUGACCUCACUCCAUCACACACACUCGCAUACUAAUGAUAAAAAAAAAUACAAGAAAACAUUAGAAUAAGCAAAAAUCUAAAUUUGGCUCCUGACUAUGAGCUCUACACUGUAUAUUCUUCCGUCAGUUUCUUGUUUAUUUGUUGAUAUGCUAAUUUUGCUUACGCUAUUUUCUAUGUUAUUUUUACUAGAUACCACUUAUAUGUUUGUUAUUGUAUUUUAUUUUGAAGUCUAAUGUGUUGUUGGAUGUGUCUCCUCCUGCCCAGCAGGGGGCAGCACUGCACCACUGAGUUCAGAGCCGUAUAUUAUUAAUGUGAGUGGUUUCUUAAAAGGAGGCGAGUUCACGAUAAAUCCGUGAGUGUGUGAGGGCUCAUCCACUGUCAGAUCAUAAAGUCAGCGAGUCAGUGGAUGAGCCCUUAAUGCCUCAUUACCGUAAGGGAAUUACCUACAGUUCAUAGCGUUGUCAAGUCAAAUAUGGGAGAUGCUGUGUCCGCCAUCUUGGACCGGUCAUUAGCUCCAUCCACUCAAAAGCAUGUGCAAAAAUAGCAAAUAUAUUAGAGACUUUAGGGGGGCUUUAUUUUGAAAUUCCACAUCAGAAUGACCUGAUAUAUCCUGGGUAAUAUCUUGGAGGUUUGCACUAUCCAUGUGAAGUAGAAUUCAUCUGUGGAAACAGACAGUUUUAUCUUAUUUUUCAGUUUUUAUUGCUACUUAAAACCAUUUGGAAAAUAACAAACAAUAUUAUACAAUUUAUGGGACUUUUAUUUUGAAAUUCCAAUUCAGAAUGGCCUGAUAUUUCCUUGGUAACAUCUUGAGGUUGUGUACUACCAGUGUGAAGUGGAAAUAGUUUGUGGAAACAGGUAGUUUUUAUUUAAACUGCAAUCUGAAAUGUUUUGGAACAGACAUAAAAUAUGAGACCAUUAAAGGUGCUUUUAUUCUCAAAUUUCACAUCAGAAUGGUCUGAUAUCUCCUGGGUAACAUCUUGUGGUUGGGUAUUAUCAGAAAUAGUUUGUGGAAACAGGCAGUUUUCUUCAAAUUCAUGUAUUUAACAUAAAUAUUAUUGACUACUUUGACACAGACUCACAUUUAUAUAGUUAGAUAUAUUCUUCCAUUGUAAUUAAAUAUAAUAUUGUUGCAAGUAAUGGUUAGUCAUUAUUAGAAUAUUAGAUUUAAAUUAGUUCAUCAUGUACUGAUUGACAGCGUGGAUGAAUGACGCUUUUAUUUUGAAGGGCUAUUUUGCAGGCUUUCGACCGGUCCAACAUGGCGGCGGCGGCGUUUCUCACGCUGGAGCAAUCAGUGCAGCUUCUAACUCUCCGGAAUACCCGAAAUCUCAAUAAAAGAGCGGUGCGGUCGUAAUGGACGGAGUACGAAAGAAGAAGUUUAUGUGGAGUGAGCAACAAACGAAGAAAUUCAUAAGGUUGAGAAUGGAAAAAGAUGCGCAUUUCACAGGGCACAGAAAUGCAUCUCUGCAGGGGUUUUAUUUGGUAUUAAAGGAAAUGAAUUUAGAGGAAGAGGUCACUCCAGCCCAAGCUACAAAAAAAUGGGAAAAUUUGAAGAAGAAGUACAGGAAAUUCUUCACACAGGGUCUGAUUCUAUUACAAACUGGGUCAGGCACUGAGUGUGGUGAGAGCACACCAGCCGCCUGGCCCUACUUUGAAGAAAUGCACAAGGCGAUGGGGUACAAGGACUCAAAUAAACACACAAACCUCAUCACCACAGAAGACGACUCUGAUGUGACUGAGGAGCUGGACGAGACCGUGGGCACCUCCUCUUCAGGCUCCUCCGCGACAUCGACCUCCGUCAACCAGCCACACACCACGUCUCCUGGUCCAUCCACCUCCACUGACCCGCUGCCUGGGUGUUCACGACCUAAAAAAUCCAGAAAGAAUGAGGUCCUGGAGUACCUGAAGGAGUACGGCGAAAGGCAGGAGAAGAGACAGAGGGAGCUGGACGCCAGGGAGGAGGCGAGGGAGAGGAAAAAGGAGCAGCAGAUGGACGCUCUUAUUGCGAUUCUUGGCAAGUUGGUGGAGAAGACCAAAUAGUUGUUCUUCACCAGCUUGCCUAUAUUUGUGUUUCUUUUUUUAAACUUUUGAGCCAUAUGGGUGUUUAAUUUCUGUUUAAAACAAGAUUUCAGCUUUCUUUACUGUAAAAUAAACAAUGUUUUGCAUCCA
Molecule: messenger RNA, 3953 nt
Organism: Mugil cephalus (flathead mullet)
Lineage: Eukaryota; Metazoa; Chordata; Actinopteri; Mugiliformes; Mugilidae
Gene: psmg1
Product: proteasome (prosome, macropain) assembly chaperone 1
Exons: 10
Coding region: 94-933 (279 amino acids)
Biological process (GO): proteasome core complex assembly
Cellular component (GO): endoplasmic reticulum
Molecular function (GO): proteasome binding
Source: RefSeq, a predicted model, not a curated record